Podarcis lilfordi (Lilford's wall lizard) is the source of this 163-nucleotide messenger RNA. Lineage: Eukaryota; Metazoa; Chordata; Lepidosauria; Squamata; Lacertidae. The record is from the annotation of a GenBank genome assembly.
CUGCGGGAGCAGUAUGGUCCAGUCUUCACUGUCUACAUGGGCUCCCGGCGAAUUGUGGUGCUGUGCGGUUAUAAAGUCAUCAAGGAAGCGCUUGUUGAUAAUGCAGAAACAUUUGGAGGAAGGGGACCGAUACAGGUCUUGGAUGACACCUUGGCAAAAUACG